CCUCCCCUGUCCCACUGCGACUACAGUGACUGGCCCCCCUCCUUCUCCAUCAUCCCGGCUGUAUACAUGCUGGCCUUCCUGGUGGGCUGCCUCGGCAACACCCUGGUACUGUGGGUCUACCUGCGGCGAGGCGGAGGGAGGACAACAGCUUCUCUUCAGAGAGCAAACGACAGUGACUCCUCCAGCCCUCGGCCCUCUCACUCCCUGACCGACUCCCUGAUAGGCAGCUUGGCCUUGGCUGACCUCUGCUUCCUCGUCACCCUCCCCCUGUGGGCCACCUACACAUCCCUGGGCUACCACUGGCCCUUUGGGCAGCCCCUCUGCCAACUCAGCAGCUUCCUCACCGCCCUCAACAUGUACGCCAGUGUGUUCAGCCUGAGUCUGCUCAGCCUGGAGCGCUACCAGGUCCUGACAGGACGCCGGCGCUGCAGCCACAACCUCCCGCACAGACGGACCACCAGGGCUCUGCGGGUCCUGGGAGGCCUUUGGCUCGUGGCGGGGAUCCUGGCUCUUCCUGGGCUGCUGCUGCGCUCCGUCAGGGAGGUGGAGCUGGAGGAGGGGGGUCCCGGGUCCGUGCUGUCCUGCCAGAUGGAUUACUCCACGCUGACCGGAGCAGAGCUGGGGGAGGCCGAGGCCGAGCGAGCAGAGAUGUGGUGGGCCGCUGCCUUGAGUCUGAAAUCCACUCUGAUUGGCUUCUUGCUGCCUCUCGUCGUCUUGUUGUCCUGUUAUUGCACUCUGGCCCGGCUCCUCAGCAGACACUUUGGACACGGGCCUCUUCCUGACCACAGGCGCCAGCGCAGGCUCCUCAGGGUCAUCGUCACGUUAGUGACGGUGUUCUUCCUGUGCUGGCUGCCUCUGCAUCUGAAUAAAACUGUGGCCCUGCUGCUGGAGUUCGACUUCCUCCCGUACUCCUGCUCAUUGGACCAGACCCUGCUGGCCCUCCACCCAUAUGUCACGUGUUUGGCUUACCUCAACUCCUGCCUGAACCCUCUCCUGUACGCAGCCUGUGACCCGUCGUUCAGGAGAAGAUGCAGGAGAGCUCUGCUCCUGUGCUGCAGGGCCAACAGCAGGAAAGCAGAGGGCCGGGAGGGAGAGGAGGAGGAGAAAGAAGAAAGGAGUCAGGAGGAAACAGCUGAGAGGACAGAGGAGGGAGAGGAGGAGGAAGAGGGCACACAAACUCAAAUGAUGCUCAAAAUGAAACAAGUACAUCCAUUAAAUGUAAAUCCAGCCAAAAAUCAGCUGGAAAAUCUAAAUGAACUUUAGGUGCUUUCUGCAAAAAACAUUUCUUGUUUCAAAGUCCAUCUUACCAAGUUUUAAAAUCUUAUA
Messenger RNA from Austrofundulus limnaeus, 1326 nucleotides. It is a transcript of the gene aplnr2, whose product is annotated as apelin receptor 2. The annotation marks the transcript as partial. The record is from RefSeq and is a predicted model, not a curated record. Gene Ontology annotation, cellular component: membrane; external side of plasma membrane. The transcript has a single exon. Lineage: Eukaryota; Metazoa; Chordata; Actinopteri; Cyprinodontiformes; Rivulidae. Gene Ontology annotation, biological process: immune response; calcium-mediated signaling; G protein-coupled receptor signaling pathway. Gene Ontology annotation, molecular function: C-C chemokine binding; C-C chemokine receptor activity.